Molecule: messenger RNA, 7605 nt
Organism: Poeciliopsis prolifica (blackstripe livebearer)
Lineage: Eukaryota; Metazoa; Chordata; Actinopteri; Cyprinodontiformes; Poeciliidae
Gene: xkr6a
Product: XK, Kell blood group complex subunit-related family, member 6a
Exons: 4
Coding region: 17-1729 (570 amino acids)
Biological process (GO): engulfment of apoptotic cell; apoptotic process involved in development; phosphatidylserine exposure on apoptotic cell surface
Cellular component (GO): plasma membrane
Source: RefSeq, a predicted model, not a curated record
AAGCGGGAAGGGGAACAUGGCCGCGAAGUCGGACGGCGGUAAAGCUGGUGUCGGCUGCGGCGGCGGCGGCAGCGGCUUCGCCCAGCUGUACGACGUUGACGCCGAGGAGCCGCUGGACUCCGCCGCAAUCCACAUCUGCCAGUGCUGCCGCUCCUCCGCCUGCUACUGGGGCUGCCGCUCCGCCUGCCUGGGCUCCCUGCUCGGCGGGGGCCAGCCGGUCGGAGGGGUCGGCAUCCGGGAGACCCACUGCCCUCCCCGGGAGCAGCUGUGGCUGGACUGCCUCUGGAUCAUCCUCGCCCUGCUCGUCUUCUUCUGGGACGUUGGCACGGACCUGUGCCUGGCGGCGGACUACUACCACAGGCAGAACUACCUCUGGUUCGGCCUGACGCUUUUCUUCGUGCUGGUGCCGUCCGUGCUGGUCCAGAUUCUGAGUUUCCGCUGGUUCGUGCAGGACUACACCGGCGGGGGGCUGGGAGAGGUGGAGGGGCUUACUAAGAGGGGGACGGUGGUUGAGGGCUGCCUGUAUCCCGGAAAGGACCGCCUGCAGCUGGCCACCAUCUGGCUGUGGCAGGCCACCAUACACAUCCUCCAGCUGGGACAGGUGUGGAGGUACAUCCGGACCCUCUACCUGGGGGUGAUGUCGCGGCGGCAGAAGGAGCACCAGCGGCGGUGGUACUGGGCCAUGAUGUUCGAGUACGCCGAUGUCAACAUGCUGCGCUUGCUGGAGACAUUCCUGGAGUCUGCGCCGCAGCUGGUGCUGCAGCUCUGCAUCAUGAUCCAGGAGAACCGAGCCGAGACCCUGCAGUGCGUCUCCUCUCUUGCCUCCCUCCUCUCCCUGGCCUGGGUUCUGGCCUCCUACCACAAGCUGCUGCGCGACUCCCGGGACGACCAGCGCAGCAUGAGCUACCGCGGCGCGCUGCUCCACCUCUGCUGGCGCCUCUUCACCAUCUCCUCCCGCGUCCUCUCGCUCGCCCUCUUCGCCUCCCUCUUUCACAUCUACUUCGGCAUCUUUGUGGUGUUGCACUGGUGCGCCAUGGCCUUCUGGGUGGUGCACGGUGGUACCGACUUCUGCAUGUCGAAGUGGGAGGAGGUGCUCUUCAACAUGGUGGUUGGCAUUGUCUACAUCUUCUGCUGGUUCAACGUGAAAGAGGGACGGACGCGGUACCGGAUGAUUGCGUACUACAUCGUGGUGUUGGCCGAGAACACCAUCCUGACGGGCCUGUGGUAUGCCUAUCGAGAUCCGGUGCUGACCGACUCAUACGCCGUCCCCGCCCUCUGCAGCGUCUACCUGACGUUCGCCGGGGGCGUCCUCGUCAUGUUCCUGUACUACGGCUUCCUGCACCCAGCCACCGCCCACCUCCAGCCUAGCCCCGCCUCCUCCUGCUGCGCCCAGCUGCUCUGGGGUCUGCCGCUCCCCCCGUCGGCCCCGCCCACUGCCCCGCCCACCCCAGCACACAUGGCCAAGUCGCAGACGGAAGAGGACGUGGCCGAGUCGUGCCUUCCUGUCUUCCAGGUGAGGUCCGCCCCCCCGACCUCCAAGCCCGAAGGCCCAUUGAUAAAAAUCGACAUGCCCAGGAAGCGCUACCCAGCCUGGGACGCUCACUACGUAGACAGGCGCCUGCGGAGGACUAUAAACAUCCUGCAGUACAUAACGCCAGCUGCCGUGGGCAUCCGCUACCGCGACGGGCCGCUACUGUACGAACUACUGCAGUACGAGUCUUCACUCUGACACGCACACAUACAGAGGUACACCUGAGCACAUACAGCACCAGAAAAUCUACAUGUGGAUGUUCAAACUUAGAGAAGACAAAGGGAGCAAAAGGUCUCACUUGAUGUAAGCACAUGCACACUGAAGCAAUCUCACUUUUAAGCACACACACACUCACACACACUUCUUGUAAGUCCUGUGGCCAUGACUCAGCAAGCUGCUUCAGUCCAUCUCCUUCUUUCUCUCUCCACUUUUAUGAACCUCCCUUCCAUUCUCUGCUACGGAGACAGAAAAAAAAUUAAAAAUAGAAACAAGCACAUUUCUACAGUAGCGCCCGACCGCGUCUUUUAUGUUGCGAUCAUCACGCAUUGAGUGACACAAAAGAGAGAAAAAAUUGUCACUUAAAAAAAAUAAAUGGGAUCGUCAAUAUGUGGUUAGUCUAGUCAAAGGGUUGUGUAAAUAUUUUCUUUGUACAGAGCAGAUAUUUUUAAUGUAAUGUCACUUUGUGGCUGGACAAAGAGCUUAAAGAGCGAUGAAGGUUACCAGGGAAGUGCAAAAGAGACAGAAAACUGUUUUAACAUCACAAACUUGCAAACAAAUGUCUCAUGUUACGUUUUAGCUGUUCAGCAUCUAUCAGAUCAUCAAGAGUCAGAACAACAAAAAUAUAAUAUAAGCUUAGUUUGGUUCAACAAAUUGAUGUAAAACAACAAAAAUAACAUUUUAAUUCAAAAAGAUUUAACUAAGACCUGCUAUAUUCUUGUCAGGAGCAGGAGAAAUUUAUUCUUUUGCCUUCAUCGCUGUCUUCAUUGACUUUGUUGUGCUAAUUUAAGAUAUAUUUUCUGAAUACAGCAGAUAAACCUAAAUAUUUUGAACUAAACAAUACUGCUUGUAUAUUACGUAAAGAAAUACAGUCAUUAUAAACGCAUCAGAUCCACUAUAUUUAAUUCCAGUCAAGAAAGAAGCAUCAAAACAGAGAAAUAGAUACGAGGCAACAUUAUAUGCUGAGCAUGUGUUACCCAACCGUCUAACAAAGGUUGUGGGAGGCUUUAAUACUUUACUCAGACCGUCAAAAAGUGCUAAAACUCAGUAAAUCGGUUCAUGUCAGUGUUGGACCACAGCAAAAAUCCCAGAUCUGGAAUUUACAACAGAGUUCAAGCGCACAACUAAUUAUUCCUGAUCCCCGCGCGGCGUUUCUGCGAUGUCUUAUUCACGCCAGCCGUUCCUACGCCAACAGAAGCUGAUAUGAAACAGUUGUGGACCUGAGUCGUCACGACCCCCCCUGGAUGACUUGUUUUCUCGUGCAUCAUGUCCAGCAUCAACUCCUCCAAAAGCCACCCACGGCUGAGCUGUGAUGUGUGGCUCAUUAUUUAUUUAUUUUUGGUUUGUUUAUCCCUGGUAUACAAGCUGUUACAUUGGCAGGCGACAGCGAAUGUUGCCGAUGCAUCAAUCACGGCCCUGUCUGCAGGAACGGUGGAGAAAUGACACGCCGUCGGAGGGGGGGUCACACUCGCACCAUGGGGUAUAGAGUAAAAAAAACUUUUUCGCCUUGCAUUUGCAUAUCAGCAGGAGAGCAGGUAAAACAAAUAUGUGCUUAUUUUUGACAUUUGCAUUACCACUAUAAACAAAAAGAAAUAUUACAGUUUGAGUUAAAAAGUUGGUAUAUUUUAGCUUUAAUCUGAAUUGUCCUAUAACUGUUCAUACGUAAAAUUGUUCCCCUGUAUGUAGUUUUGAAAAAAGCAUGGUACUAGCUGUUAAAGAAUAAUUGGAAAUUCCUACCAAAAAUUGGGUUCAAAAAUUAGCAUUAGAAAAAUGAUUUAACUGCUCCUGUAUGUGAACAUUAGAACACAAUGCAGGAAUGACAAUCUUCUGGUUUAUUUGUAUUUAUUUUUCUUGGGUAUGAUGGAAAGGUUGCCUUCACUGACUGUGCAAAAAUAUUCAUGUACAGUCUAUAGUUGCCUCUGAUUUACGCCAAAUAUUUCAGACCAAUAUCACAAAUGAGACAGGAGGACAAACCUUAUGUAACUGUCUCCAUCCCAAGAUUUAGAUUUAUUCGAGUUUCGAAAUUAGCAUUUUUCGAAAUAUGCACAUAUUCAUGGCAAAGCGAAAAACACGCUGAACUAUUGAUUUAGGCCUGGAUAAUGCAACUUUUAUUAUUUUUCCCUGGUGCUAGCCUGAUCAACAAAACAGACGAAUCAUUUGCUACAAUCUGGCGAAGAGAUUCAGUCUAUCCAGAUGUGCAACAGAAGCAGCUUUGUUGCUGUUCAUAUGGUGCAAAUGCUCUUAAGCUACAGAGUCAAUUGGCUGCUAAUCCCUUUUCAUAUGGUGCAAACAUGAAACACGUGUACUUACGGUGCAAUAAGGGCAGAUUGUCUCCUGGAAUUAAAUGGUGCAACUUGAGUACUGCCUUCACUUCUCGGCCAAGGCUGUGCCAAAGGCUCCUUCUAAGUGAACAACUGCUCUUUCUGUCUUGCAGAAGCUAUGCAAGUCUCCAAAGCAAGGAGAUGUGCUUAGUGUACACACGCACAUACACACAUACAAUCAAAAUUGCAUAAACACAGGGUUUUCCUCUGCAGCAGGGAGAUAUGAACACAGCCACAUUGUGAAAAGUAGGGUAACAACAUGGGAUGUACCUCAGUGCUCAAACACACACACAUGCACACCUACAAUGUUGAAUAUUCCUUCACCCCUUUAUAAUUUGGGAACAAUAUUCUAAUGGUGCUAUUGAGUAAACCAGAAAGAUUUUUGUAUAGUUGUGGUGGCAGUCGAGACUUUAGCUAAAUAUGUUGUUUUACAUUCUGACUGAAAUGUGUAAAUCUAAGGAGUGUAUGUGGAAACUGCAGCACCUUGCGUAUGUGAUUUAAAAAAAAAAAAGCUACAAUGCCUUAUCCGCUCCAUUGAUGAUAUCUGGCUCAUGGCGAGGUGGUGCUCCUUUCUGGUACACUCUGAUGUGGUUGUGGAAAACAGCACACUGUGUCCGCACUGCAAACCGACUACGUGCCAUUUUCAGAGCACGGUCAGCCAUUUUCCUGUCAGUUCCACAAACCGUGCUUGUGAAUUUCUUGCAUGAAUGUUGUAGAUUUGAGGACCCGACUGCACACGCAACGCGUUAACUGAGAGACUAUGAAAUAAUUUUGAGCUCCUGCACAUCCGACCCACUGGCUUAUCCUCCAUGAUGCCCCUCCAGCCAAUCAGAUUUCAGGUCUAACCGCAGCCAAAUCAGGUGCAAAACAACCAAAUAGUACAGUUUCUUUUGUACAUGGAAGCCUUCAUUGGAACUCGACUGCAUUUCAUUAAAAAAAUAAUCUAUACUGAGACUGCAGUCAAGUUUCAAUGCUACAAGUGAAACAUUUUCUUCUUCAUCUACAAAAACCACAGCCUUAGCUAGACCCACUUUGUAAGAUAUUUGAAUCCAGCCAGUGCUUUGUCACUUCUUGUAUGGCUAUUCAUCAACAGCUAUGCAAAGUUACAAAAAGCAGAAUGGCUCUGGGCUUAGAGAACCUUUAAGAAAACACCACAUCACUGUUGUUUCAGUGUUAUUUUACCUUCAUUUAUUUACCUCAGAUGGAUGACAGCAUUUCAUAUAUUACAGUGUUUUUCCCUAAGUCAAUAAAGACCAAGAGUAAUUUCAUUGUUUUAACAGUAAAAGUGAAAAGAGGCAUCAGUUUCACUUCAUUUUAUGUGUUAUUGAAAUAUUGGAAGAUUAAUACCUGAACACCAACUAUAAACUCUUAAAAAAUGCAAACAUUUUAAAAAGACUUAAAUAAAUAAUCAAUGCUUUGCCUGGUGGAGCACAAGUAAAGCCUGGUGGCCCGCCAGGCUUAAAAUACACUGGGGGAAACCCUGGAGCAUUAGCCAUAAUGAUGCAUCCCCACACUUUGAAUUGAUUUCCAUAGCAAUUUUAUGAAUUUAUUAUUGUUGUUGUUGUUUUUAGUCAAGAUUGAUUUGUUGGGAGGGGGAAAACUGCAAAGUAACUUUCAAAUGGUGAGAGAUGAAUGCUGCCUCCCAACUGAGGAAUGUCUGUCAUAUUAUGAAAAUUUAACCAAGCAUUUCUUCUUUUGGUUAAACACAAAAAGUGUUCUGCUAUCAGGGUCUAUGAUUUUUGUUUUGUCUUAAUUUCUGCAGCCAAAGUAUUUAUGUUUGAUCCGUAGCUGUGAAGGUUUGAUUAUUCGUUAUGGAUUUGCAGACCUCAAGGCCAGAGACUAAGCUGACCUGAGUCCAGCAGACACUGAAACCUUUUACUUUCUUAAACAAACUCUCAGAAUCAAUCAUAGUGUGAAAAAGAUUUCAGAUGUUUGACUCAGGUUUGGUACUACCAACACAGAGCAGGGUCAAACUAGAUGUUCACUUGGAUGUAUCUGUAAAACCAUAAGCUUUUAAUUUUGUCAGGGUCAUGCUUUUUUAAUGUUAUAGAAAUUUGAUGUGCAAAAGUAGCAUUUAUUUUCUCGUGGUUGGCAUUUGGAUUGUAAAUAACGACUUCUAGCUCUCCUCAGUUGUAUCAGUGUUCCAUUAGUUUGCGUAAAUGGUUCAAGUGUAACUGAUGGUAAAUGUUCUUAAAGAAUAUACAGAAUGUAAGGUCAAAGUAGGAAAAAAAAUACAGUUCAACAAGUGGUUUCGUAGGAACCUGUGCCAUCUGUGUUGUCUCUAGUAUAAGCACACACUGAUAUUAGAACUGUAGGUGAAUAAACGUUAUGGCCAGACAGCCACAGUUUGAAUGCAGGUUUUCCAAGUCAGGUCAAACAUUUGUUUGAAAUAUUAGCAUAAAAUCAUUAGCAUGAAUAAAAACAGGUUAACUAAAUAACCAAAUCAUGUGUGAACGUUGUGAAAUAUGUCCACAUAUUUGUGGGGAGAGUAUCUCAACUCAAGCUAAUGAACAAUUAAACCCUGAGUAAACAUUUGGUUCAGACAUUAGCUUAGCAUACAACUGUUAGCUUCUCUCUGUACAGGAUGUCUCAAUAUAACUUGGCUGAAUGUUAUGAAAUAUGUAAAUAUAUAUUUGACAUGGAGAGGGGAAUAGUUAGACACAAGCUUUAAAAAAAAUCACUUUGAAACUUUAGCUUAGCACAAAACUGCUAGCUUGAUUCCAAAUAGCAACAUAGCCUGUUAGCAAAUUUGAUUAAAAAAAAUUUGAACUUAAGCUGAUAAACAAUUAUACAUUUGAGCAAAAAAUACUGUUUGACACAUUAGCUUAAUAUAAAACCAUCAGAAUAUCUUCAGAUUAAUUAAUCAAUUAAUCCAUUUGAAUGAAAAAAAUGAGCUUAGCAUUUACUUAGCCGCCUGAUUCAGCAAAAUAAAUGGCUGAAUGAUACCAAAUAUGUGGACAUAUUGAGAUUAUUUUCCACUCUGCUAAUACAUAGUUCGACACUUGGAAAAUAUCAAUGUAAGAGUGGGUUGUCUGGCCUCUUCUGAAUUCAGUGUAAAAAAGAUGGCUACCGUCAUCGAAUGUGUUCAAACUGCUCCUGCGUCAGCACAUCAGAACUCCAUUCAGGAAUAUUCUAAUUUAUUUCUCUUUUUCUUUUCUUUGGUAGGUUGGAGGGGUUGCAUCCAUAGACUGUAUAGUUUAUGGUUGCCUUUAAUUUACACCAAAUAUUUCUGACCAAUCACAAAUGAGACGGAAAGAGGACAGAUUAUGGCGUCUCUGGUUUUAGUCCGUCUGUUCUGUGUCCACUAUGGUGUUGCGGCAUUCUGGGGAAGAGUUGAAAAAUAUUUUUUUGAUGGGUCCAGGAGGCCAACGUUAGGAAAUGUGUUAUUUUUGUUACAAUACCUCCAGAAAAUAAAAGUCUAUUUAUCUGUGAAGAGACAAAGAUUUACAGUAAUACAGAUGACUACAUAGAGAUGAUUUUAAACGAGAUAAAAGAUAUGUACAGCUAAUUUGAACACAAUACAGAGAUCUAUUGUCA